Molecule: messenger RNA, 1115 nt
Organism: Zophobas morio
Lineage: Eukaryota; Metazoa; Arthropoda; Insecta; Coleoptera; Tenebrionidae
Product: omega-amidase NIT2-like
Exons: 10
Coding region: 1-1002 (333 amino acids)
Biological process (GO): oxaloacetate metabolic process; L-glutamine metabolic process
Cellular component (GO): mitochondrion
Molecular function (GO): omega-amidase activity
Source: RefSeq, a predicted model, not a curated record
AUGCCCCCUUGCCUCCCUCUUUUGGAACAUACGCCCCACUACGCCAAAUGUAGCGACCUUAGACAACACAAGAAGGGAAGAAAAAAACGUGAUACAGUAUUCUUUAAGGCAGUACUUCUAAGGAGCAGUUGGGUAAUGAGCAAAAAGUUUCAGUUAGGCCUGGUGCAACUUAGUGUAGGGGGCGAUAAGGGUCACAACAUCGCAAGAGCAAUUAGUUUUGUUCAAGAAGCCUCUAAAAAAGGAGCCAACGUAGUAGCCUUGCCAGAAUGCUGGAACAGUCCUUAUGGAACUGACUAUUUUUCGGAGUAUGCAGAAAAAAUAGAUAAUAGCAAGAAUACCGAGUCCCCCUCCGUAACUGCAAUGCAGCGCAUGGCUAUAGAAAAUUCAGUUUACCUCAUAGGCGGUUCUAUUCCUGAAAAGGAGGGAGACAGACUUUACAACACUUCUUGUGUUUUUAAUCCAGAGGGAAAACUGAUUGCGAAGCACCGAAAACUACAUCUAUACGAUUUAGAUAUUCCAGGAAAGAUAAAAUUUCAAGAAAGCAGUACUCUUUCCGCUGGCAAUAAACUUACUGUUUUUGACACCCCUUACGGUAAAUUUGGUCUAGGAAUAUGUUACGACAUUCGCUUCGUGGAAUAUGCGAGUGUCUUAACUGCAAAAGGAUGUCAAAUACUGUGUUAUCCUGGUGCUUUCUACAAGACAACGGGGGAAGCCCACUGGGAACUGCUGCAGCGCGGGCGGGCGGUGGACAACCAGGUGUAUGUGUGCACUAUAUCUCCUGCGAGACAUUCUCCGAAGGAAAACCCCUCACCAUCAAGCUACGUUGCCUGGGGACACUCCAUGGUUGUAAAUCCAUGGGGAACAACUAUAGCAAAAGCGGAGGAGGAGGAGAAAAUAAUAAUAGCGGAUAUUGACCUGUCCAAAGUAGAGGAAAUUAGAAAAAAUAUUCCAAUUUUGACUCAAAAACGUAAAGACGUUUAUUCUCUCCCAACGGAAUUAUAAAUCUGAAAGUACGUUAAGGCCAUUCGUUGUUAAUAAAGAGCAAGUUUAAAUAAUUAGUUGUUUGAUUUGGGGGGGUACGGCCUCUGUAAGGGCGGUAAAGCUAAAGAGGACGU